This is a messenger RNA of Fusarium oxysporum Fo47, 822 nucleotides long. RefSeq names its product Alpha/Beta hydrolase protein. The transcript is spliced from 2 exons. Lineage: Eukaryota; Fungi; Ascomycota; Sordariomycetes; Hypocreales; Nectriaceae. The record is from RefSeq and is a predicted model, not a curated record. Bases 1 to 822 code for a protein of 273 amino acids.
AUGCUGUACACACGGACCAUCAAUGAUGUUGAACUGUCGUUCGACGACCGAGGCAUGGUUUCAUCUGAGCCAACUAUUGUCUGUCUGCCAGGUCUCGGUCAAGAUCAUCGAGGCUACAAAUACAUCCUUCCCUUCUUAGUGGGCAAGUACCGCGUCAUCAGAAUUGUAUGGAGAGGCCAUGGUGCCAAUCGCGACCCCAUGGAUAAGUGGAGUGUGGAGGAUCAAGCAAGCGAUACGAUUGCACUCCUCGACUCCCUCCAGGUUCAAACAUUCAUUCCCAUCUCUCACUCCCACGGAGGCUGGUGCGCCAUGGAGAUGGCAGCGCGACUGGGAAAGGAGCGGGUUCCAGCUAUUCUACUGACGGAUCUGAUCCUGACUCGGCCUCCUCCUGAGUUCAUCAAGCACCUCCAAAUGACCCAGAACAAGGAUACUUGGUACGAGGCUCAAGCCUCUCUAAUCAAAGGCUGGCUCAACAACACCACCAACAAGAACGUCUUAGAUCAUUUUCACAACGACGUGGGUGCAUAUGGGUUCGAGAACUGGUCUCAUUUCUGCUGGCUAGUGGAAAAGAAUUAUGAGCGCUGGGGUUCACCUAUGGAGCGACUUGAGACUAUUAAUGAUCCCCCUUUGGUUCGACAUGUCUUCAGUCAUCCCAGAGACGAGGCCUACUUUGCAGCACAUGAGGAGUUUGCUCGCAAGCAUCCUGAGUGGUUCAGCUUUGCCAGGCUUAACGGCGAAUCUCACUUUCCGGUUGUCGAGCUUCCAGAAGCUGUGAUACGGAUACUUAGUUCUCAUGAGCCAGUAUAUGUAACCAAAUCCUAA